GCAGUCCUUGUCGAUUAGCCUGCAGAUCCCCGCUGGAGCCAGCACCAGCACCACCGACGAUGAAGCCCUUGUCGCGGAACAUCCAGAGAGAACUCGACGCCAAGGCCGUGGCCGACGGGGAGGAAGACGGCAAGCAGCACACCGAGAGAGGCGUCCGGCGGCCGUCCCGGCUGUUCUACGUCGGCCUCCUCUACACCGUCUUGUGGGCCCUGGUAUUCUUCCACCACUUCUCCACGAGCGUGCAAUCAGGUAAUAACGCGGCGGCGGCGUCGCCCACCGUGCUCCAGCUCAAGCCGUCGGCCUUCUUCUCGGCGUCCCGCAUCUUCCGCCGGGACCCAUGCGCCGGACGGUACGUGUACAUGUACGACCUGCCGCCGCGGUUCAACGCCGACCUCGUCCGCGACUGCCGCCGGAUCUCGGGCUCCCCCGACGUGUGCAAGGACGUGGCCAACGACGGGUUCGGCCCGCCCAUCAUGGGCGGAGGCGAGGGCGGGUCGCUGCCGGAGCGGGGCGCCUACGACACCGACCAGUACAUGCUGGGCAUCAUCUUCCACGCCCGGAUGCGGCACCACGAGUGCCUCGCGUCCGAGCCUGCCGCGGCCGCCGCGGUGUACGUCCCUUUCUACACCGGGCUCGACGCGGCGAUGCACCUGGACAACGCAGACCUCGCGGUGCGGGACGCCCUGUCGCGGGACCUGGUAGACUGGCUGGCACAGCGGCCCGAGUGGCACACCAUGGGCGGGCGCGACCACUUCCUGGUCUCCGGGCGGGGCACGUGGGACUUCCUCCGCCGCCCCGACGCCGACGGCUGGGGCAACGCGCUCAUGACCUACCCGGCCAUCCGCAACGCCACGUUCCUCACCACUGAGGCGAGUCCGUGGCACGGCCACGACUUCGCCGUGCCGUUUCCGUCGCACUUCCACCCUUCGUCAGACGCGGACGUCGCCGGUUGGCAGGUCCGCAUGCGCCGUGCGCAGCGCGGCCUGCUUUGGUGCUUCGCCGGCGGGCCCCGUGGCGGCGAUACGGGAACCGUGCGUGCCCAGAUCAUCGAGCAGUGCGGCCGGUCGAGCCGGUGCUCCCUGCUGGGCAAGUCGGCGGUGACGAAGCCGGGGCACUACGCACCAGGCCAUGCCAUGCGGCUACUCGAGAGCGCCCAGUUCUGCAUGCAGCCGCGUGGCGACGGGUACACGCGCAAGUCCACCUUCGACUCCAUGCUGGCCGGCUGCAUCCCGGUUUUCUUCCACCCGGUGUCCGCCUACCUACAGUACACCUGGCACCUGCCCAGGGACUACCGGAGCUACUCCGUGUUCAUCCCCGCCGGCGACGUCGGCCGGAACGGCAGCAUCGAGGAGGUGCUCAGUAAGAUACCGUCGGAGAAGGUGGCGCAAAUGCGGGAACAGGUCAUCAGGCUCAUACCCACCGUGAUGUACCGGGACCCGGCGGCUAAGGGGGUUACGUUCAAAGACGCGGUGGACGUGGCCCUUGAGCGUGUCAUCCACCGGGUGGCGCAGCGCCGGCGUUCCGCGGCCGAGGGACGGGAGCACGUGGACAGCGUCGACGGAGGUGAUAGCUGGAAGUACGACUUGCUAGAAGAUGGGCAGGAGAAGAUAGGUCCGCAUGAGUUUGAUCAAUAUCUGUACAUGCACCUAGCCGGAGAUUUAGUUGGGUAG
Molecule: messenger RNA, 1670 nt
Organism: Aegilops tauschii subsp. strangulata
Lineage: Eukaryota; Viridiplantae; Streptophyta; Magnoliopsida; Poales; Poaceae
Product: xyloglucan galactosyltransferase KATAMARI1 homolog
Molecular function (GO): glycosyltransferase activity
Source: RefSeq, a predicted model, not a curated record